Tribolium madens (black flour beetle) is the source of this 2123-nucleotide messenger RNA. RefSeq names its product eukaryotic translation initiation factor 2D (gene eIF2D). The record is from RefSeq and is a predicted model, not a curated record. NCBI's taxonomy places the organism in Eukaryota, Metazoa, Arthropoda, Insecta, Coleoptera, Tenebrionidae. The coding region runs from base 361 to 2001 and encodes 546 amino acids. The transcript is spliced from 7 exons. Gene Ontology annotation, molecular function: translation initiation factor activity; RNA binding. Gene Ontology annotation, biological process: translational initiation; formation of translation preinitiation complex.
ACAACACAACGAAAUGCCCCAAAUUUGGCAAAAGCUAACGAACUUUAUUUACUUCAUUCACGGCUUGCAUAAAACGCAAUAGUCUAAUUUAGAACUCUCUUUGGCCUUAAGUUACAUAAUCGACAAAAUAAUUCCAGCAUAUUUAUCGAUUUCUAAACAGAGUUCCAGUUUGCUAAGUUGGCAACACACCCUGGGGGUAGAUUUACCCUUCCCGGUUUGAAAAAACGAAAACAAACACCGGAAACCCGACAAAAACUUUCAAUUUCCAAUAAUUCGGCACAGGUAUUUUUUACAAGUUAGAAGAGAAAUAUUCUAGUUAUUCUAGUCAAGUGUGCUUUGAACGUUCUCCAUGUGAUCAAGAUGUUUCGAAAAACAAUCAAAAUCAAAACAAACAGUCAAAUUAAAGGAUCUGAUCGCAAAAUCAUCAAGGAGAGAUUGCUGAAAUCGUUUCCUAACCUCACUGAAGCAAACAUCGACGAUUUGCUCCCGAAAAAAGAAACAGUGAAUGCAAUUAAAUUAAUUACGCACACGAACGAAACUGUCCAUGUUUACACAAUCCAAAAAUGCCCCAUUGCUUUUGAGGUGCAUGGCAAAAUUUUCCCGACAGUUUAUUUACUUUGGAAAUUUCCAAACAUGCUGCCAUUUUUCACAACGCAUUCACAAGUCGUGUCAUUCCUUACUUCUGGUGCUGAUUUAAUGUUACCAGGAGUGAUAACACCACCUGGAAACAAAUAUGGGAAUUUACCAGAGGAGGCUGUGGCUUAUGUAAACGUCACUGAUAAUCAAGCUGCCAUUGCUGUAGGUGUCACAGCGCAAAGUUCUUCCGAUAUGCUGGCAUCGGGCGGAAGAGGAAAAUGUUUAACAGUUUAUCACUUUUUUGGCGAUAAGUUAUGUACCGUGGAAGGAACACAUAAUGUUCAGUUGGCGAAUUUAGGACCCCCAGAUUGGCUCAAGUUUACAAAUGAAGAUUUUCCUGAGUUGGGGUCCACUAAAGCUAUUCAAGAACCAGUCGAACCUGAUCAAAAUGACCAUAAUUUGCAAGAAGAUUCGCAAGAAUCUAGUCCACAACCAUGCACAACUGAAGAAAUGGAUCAACUUGUAACUUAUUGUUUUUUUGUCGCUAUUAAAUAUUCUAAAACGUUGAAUCUCCCGAUUUUGACGUCCAAUUUUUUUAAACUACAAAUGAUACCUACGUGCCCUGACGGAAAAACACUUGACAUCAAAAAAACUUCAUACAAAAAACUCAAACCAUUUUUAGAUGCUAUGUAUAAGGAAGGACUAAUUACUAUAAAAGAAGCUAAGAAAGGAGUGGAAUCAAUCACUGCCAUCAAUAGAGAUCAUCCAAAAUUUGCGGAAUUUUACAUUGAGCCUGCAUUGAGGCCUAAAAAGGAACAAGAUGAAGCUACCAUCUCCACCAGUAUCACUGAAUCCUUUAUCAUAACGCCAACAGUUUUACCUCUGUUUGAAAAUACACAAUUAAAUAAAGGAGACACAGUCCAAAUGCCCGAAAUUAGGAAACAAGUUGUUGAAUACGUAAAGAAGAACGACUGUCAAAGUGAAGACAAUAAAAGGUUGGUUAAGCCCAAAAAAGCAUUAGUAAAAAUUUGCAAAACUGAAAAUUACAUAACUUGGGAAGAACUGAUGGAAAAAGUGUGUGAAGCAAUGAAGUCAUGUUACAAAGUGACUUCCGCAAAUACCGAGUUGGUCAAUAAAGGAAAAGUAUCUCCAAUAACGAUCACAGUUUCUCAACGCUCGGGGAAUAAGAAAGUAACUCUCGUCGAUAACUUAGAGUUAUUUGGCGUGCAAAUCGCUGAUUUUGCUAAAGAAUGCCAACAUGGCGUUGCUGCCAGUACCAGUAUAAGUAGACCCUUGGGUAAAAAAUGUGAUCAAGUAUUAAUACAAGGGAAUCAAGUUUUAUUCGUGCACAAUCUAUUGACAGUGAAAUAUAAAAUACCGGCAAAAUACAUAAGGGGACUAGAAUACGCACCUAAGAAGAAGUAGUGGUUUUAAAUUGCUUUAUUUUUAUAUUUAUACAAAAAACUGUAAGUUUAUCAAGAAAUGUCCUAUUUGAUAUUUGAAUAUUACAUUUGUAUGAAUAAAGUUUAUUUUCAUUGCCAUUUCUA